This is a messenger RNA of Chlamydomonas reinhardtii, 750 nucleotides long. RefSeq lists its product as uncharacterized. The transcript is spliced from 4 exons. The record is from RefSeq and is a predicted model, not a curated record. Bases 199 to 645 code for a protein of 148 amino acids. Lineage: Eukaryota; Viridiplantae; Chlorophyta; Chlorophyceae; Chlamydomonadales; Chlamydomonadaceae.
AUUAAGAUAGGAGCCCUGGACGGAGGACCACCAGGUCUCCAUCGGCACUGAUCCUCAGGGCCGCUGGCAGGCUGUCAUCAUCGAGGGAGCUCAGGAGUUCGUCCCACUGGCAAAGCAGUGCACCGAACUGCAGCCCGAGGUGCCCAUCGGGUGUUUGCGGCCCUGAGGGACGACCUGCGGCGUGCAGAGGAGGUGGCGAUGGGCCCGCCGGCGCCGGGGCCGGGCACGCGCAACACGCGGCACGGCACGGGCCACGCCAUGCGCGACCAGCACGUGACUCUGCAGCCCGAGGGGCUGAGGGCCAUGCUGGCGCACGUGGCGUCCAUGCUGAGGGACCCGGAGGGCUACGGCAGGGCUCGCGAGCAGGGCAACUUGCACGGCUAUGCGCUGCCCACGCCCGGCACUGAGGCGGUGGCAUCGGAGCGGACGGCGGCGGGCGACGAGGAGGUACCGGCGCCGGCACAGGGCGCUCACUGCGGUGUGGUGCUUGGGCCGCCGGGUCUGGCCCCGGUCAACAUGACAGAACACCUGAAGGGGUCGCCGCAGUGGCUACUGCAGCCGCGGAGCGGGCGGCGUGGGGUGGGGAGCGAGGACAGAGGAAUGAGGGGCCCGGCCAGCGACGGCACCGCUAGGUGGCGAAUGUAGACGUGGAGCGGAGGAUAAGGGGAGUGAUUUGCUUCGUAGCUCAAUUGUAGAGCGCGAGGCCCGAAAGCGACGGGGCCUUGGAGAGGCGGAGAGCGAGCGUACGGU